CGAAAAAAAUAGCAUGUGACUAGUUUAUGGGGGCUGUAGUCGAUCGAAGUCAUCUGCGCAGGUGCGUCAUUUGUGCCCCCCCUUUCGUAAAAAGCUGGUGUCAGUGGCACAACGCAAGUUCGCUGUCAUUGAGCACAGAGCGCUUUGGUGCAAAAGGUUUGACGCCAACAACGAUGGCGUUUCGCUGGCUGCUACUGUUGGCUACCGCAGCGACUGCGGUCGUCUUCAUUCAGAUGGUGUUGUCCGUCAACGAAGAAGCGGGAACGGUCCUCCGGGACAGCUUAAUACGCGACGUCACCACCCAAGCCGCCUGUACCGAGCUCACUAGCAACUUCUACAUAUGGAACUCCUCGUGGUGGUUCUGGCCCGAGUUCAAGAACGGCCGCAUCUUCCGCCUGGGCAAAGAGAUCCAGCAGCGUGGUCACUGCGACCCCUUCUAUUAUGACUACGCAACGUGCAACGUGAAAUACACGGUGCUCAAGCUACGUUACCGUUUUAACGUCGCCGUCAAAGACGCGAAGUUGGAGGAGCACGUCCAGCACAAAUCUCCGCUGUUCAACAUCGAAGCAGGAUACAUGACGGCUAACGUUACAGCAGGACCUAUUGAGAUGACGCUGAAGAAAGAUUGCGAAGGAGAUUACUUUCUACCCGAGAAAAUCGAUGUCGGCGAGAUCACGGUCACGGACGUGGUCUUCGACAACUUCACCGCUACCUGGCAAGAUAAGAUAGUCGACAACAAGGAUGCAGUGUUCCAGUGUAGGCUACGGGAGCUGCUCGCCUACGUGGUCCACAAGUACUUCAAGGACAUGACGUCUGUCAAACCGGUUCCGAAGGUGGCGCGAACUGAGUGGACCAAGUGGACCACGCUUCUACCACGUUCCCUCAUUACCCUUUGAAUUUCUUGUCCGCAGAUCUAUACGGCUUGUACAAAUAAAUUCGUUAC
Rhipicephalus sanguineus (brown dog tick) is the source of this 943-nucleotide messenger RNA. RefSeq lists its product as uncharacterized. The transcript is spliced from 4 exons. The coding region runs from base 27 to 896 and encodes 289 amino acids. The record is from RefSeq and is a predicted model, not a curated record. NCBI's taxonomy places the organism in Eukaryota, Metazoa, Arthropoda, Arachnida, Ixodida, Ixodidae.